UCAUUCUUAUAGUUGCGAUUGAAGAAGCAACACUUGUUUCCUUCAUUUACAUAGUUAUUCUUAUAAUUAUAGUUGAAGGAGUCAUGACCGCUAUUACUGAUCUGAUAGUUACUCCUGCAGCUGAUCUCAUUUCAGAUGCUGAAGAUCAAAUUCUCAAAAGUAUGAUAUCUGAAUAUCAAGUUCCUCAAGGCAUAAUAGAAGAAGAUCAAAUUUUCAAAGAUGUGACAUCAGAAGAUCAACAAACUAGAAGAAGACUUUUAGAAAGGUUUGAGG
Molecule: messenger RNA, 273 nt
Organism: Funneliformis caledonium
Lineage: Eukaryota; Fungi; Glomeromycota; Glomeromycetes; Glomerales; Glomeraceae
Source: the annotation of a GenBank genome assembly